AUGCCUCGUGGCGAAUGCUCGGCUUUGCCUCGGACUGUGGAUACCGGGGUUGCUCACUAUGAGGCGUUCGCGUCGCACAAUUCGUGGCGAGCCGUGGGCUUGUCGGUAAAAGAGCAGUGCUCAAAGGUGCCUCGCUCCGAGCUGUGCGUCAAGUGGAUACCGCUGUCAGCCUCGCACCGUACAAUAGACAAUUCUGCACUGCAAACCACCAAAUACCUGCACAACGAAACUGCCAUCAUGGAUAAUCAUGACGUGAUUAGAGAAUUAGUGAAGUGUUAUGAAAGUAAACGUGUAUUGUGGGACUCGAAGCACCCUGAAUAUUAUAAUAAAAACAAGAGAGAAGACUUGUGGCGCGAAAUAUCGGUAUCAAUGAAUAUUUCGGUGAAAGAACUGAAAAAGAAGAUGACGUCUUUGUUGGGCUCUUACCGACGUGAAAAGUCCAGGGAAAAGAAAAGUCAAGUUACAGGAUCAGGUCAAGGAGAUGUUUACCAGUCAAAAUGGUUUACAUACACAUGGUUUGGCUUUCUUUGUGAUAAGGACAUGCCAAAUGACCAACUCGAUACAAUGGAUAAUGCUAAUACGCAAAGGGAUCCUGAGGAAACUCGAGAAGAAUCAAACAAUGAUGAAUCUAUUGUCGAUGAACCCACAACGGUCGAAGAUGAACCACCGGAGUCUACUAAUACAACGAUGGCGUCUACAACUGCUACGGCGGUGUCUACGAGUACAGCGACGGUGCCUACUUCUAACAUGUAA
Photinus pyralis (common eastern firefly) is the source of this 753-nucleotide messenger RNA. RefSeq lists its product as uncharacterized. The coding region runs from base 1 to 753 and encodes 250 amino acids. The transcript has 3 exons. The record is from RefSeq and is a predicted model, not a curated record. Lineage: Eukaryota; Metazoa; Arthropoda; Insecta; Coleoptera; Lampyridae.